Cuscuta epithymum is the source of this 3106-nucleotide messenger RNA. NCBI's taxonomy places the organism in Eukaryota, Viridiplantae, Streptophyta, Magnoliopsida, Solanales, Convolvulaceae. The record is from the annotation of a GenBank genome assembly.
CCAGUAUAUAUUCAUGAUCAGAUCCCUACCUUUUCCCUUUUUCCCUCCCCAAAUUUUCCUUACCUGAUUCCCUCAUCCUUUUUAUCUCGAAAUAUCAGAACUCACCCGUUUGUAGGGUUUUCUCCUCUUUCCAUACCCCCUUUCUUCAAUUUCCCUUAUCGGUAAGAAUUCCAGUCCCAUUUCUGCAGUCAAAGCUUGAUUUAUACAGAGUGUUUGUGUGUGUGUGUUUACAGCAAUUGUUGAUUAUCACCUUUCCCAAAUUUUAAAAGGAUUGGUGGAUGCUAUGGUGAACGGGAAGCUGAUACUAAUCUGUCAGUCCGGCGGCAGCUUUGUCACUAGCAGCGACGGGAGUCUGACAUACGCCGGCGGCGCGGCGAAUGCGAUGAACAUCACGCAAGAGACUGUGUUCGAUGACCUAAAGAUUAAGCUCGCCGAGGUGUGCGAUUUUGACCUCAGCUCCGUCUCAGUCAAGUAUUUCCUCCCUGGAAACAACAGGACUUUGAUUAACUUGAAGACCGACAGGGACCUCAAAAGAAUGCUCGACUUUCAUGCCAGCUCCGUCACUGCGGAUAUCUUCGUCAGUGGCAAUUCAGGGUUUGAUCUCGGCGUCCUUGGCGCUUUCACAAACAGAACCUGCUGCCAUGAAGAAUUAUUUUGAGGUAGCUAUAAAUUAUGCACCGCAGCCUCUUGUCGGUUCUAGGAAGGCUAUGAAGAGUAGUCCAGGUCAGAAACUGCUCUCCAUCCUUGCUUCUACCGACUCUCUGGUGGCUUUAAGAGAAGACAAUUCCCACAGUGAAUCCCGUACCUGGUCUUCAUACCAUGGUUCCGGUGAAGCUUCAGACUAUGCUUCAGUGGUUACAUCUGGUGCAAAAGCAGAUAGAGAUUUUGGCUUUGAUGAUUGUGGUACACCUGCUGAAAGGGUCAAGAAGAGGAGGCGUACUGGUGACUCAAACAAAGCAGAGGUUGCUUCUGGGAAGAAAAGCUCAUCCAAUAAAAACAAGGAUAGGGGGGCUUUAACUAAUGUUAUUGUAGUGGAUGAACUUGGGGAUCUGAAUGGUGAUGAAGAUUUGCCAGAAAAGCUAGUCGCAUCAUGGAAGGAAGGCAUCAAUGGUGUUGGUCAGGAUUUUAGGAGUGUUAAGGAGUUCCGAGAGGCAUUGCACAAGUAUGCCAUUGCAAAUCGCUUUGUGUACAGGUUAAAGAAGAAUGACACUAACCGUGCAAGUGGUAGAUGUCUCAUUGAAGGCUGUUCUUGGAGGAUUCAUGCAUCUUGGGUUCACGCCGAUCAAACAUUCAGGAUCAGAAAGUUUAAUGAUGAACAUACAUGUGGCGGGGAAUCUUGGAAGUCUGCCCAUCCUGGUAAAAAUUGGUUGGUGAGCAUCAUCAAAGAAAAAAUACGGGAUUCUCCAAAUGAAAAGCCAAGGGAUGUUGCUAAAGCCAUAUGGCACGACUUUGGAAUUAAACUGAAGUAUUCACAAGUUUGGCGAGGAAUCAAGGAUGCCAAAGAGCAACUUCAGGGUUCUUAUAGGAAGUCCUACAGUCGGUUGCCUUGGUUUUGCAAAAAAAUAAUGGAAUCAAACCCAGGAAGUGUCACUAAACUUGUGAUUAGCGAUGAGGACAAAAGGUUCAAACACCUUUUCUUCUCAUUCAGCGCGGCUGUGAAUGGCUUCAAAAACGGAUGCCGGCCACUCAUUUUUCUAGAAGCUUUGCCUCUGAGGUCAAAGUACAAAGAGACGCUGUUGACUGCAAAUGCUGUUGAUGCAGAUGAUGGGUUCUUUCCUGUUGCUUUUGCCAUAGUCGAUAUUGAAAGCGGUGAUAGUUGGCAGUGGUUCUUGGAGCAACUGAAAUCUGCAAUCUCAACUUCGCAACAACCUGCACUGACUUUCAUUUCAGAUCGAGAGAAGAGUAUAGAGAAGCAUGUGCGUGAUGUGUUUCAGAACAGUUAUCAUGGCUAUUCAAUUUUUCAUCUCAUGGAGAGCUUAAAGAAAAACAUGAAGGGCCCGUUUCAAGGUGAUGGCCGAGGAGUCAUACCCGGCGUUUUCCUGGCUGCUUCCCAUGCUGUCCGUCUAGAGGCUUUCAAUUGCUUCACUGAGCGAAUCAAACAUGUUUCCUCCACCACUUAUGACUGGGUCAUCCAGAUCGAUCCGGCACAUUGGACAACUUUGUUAUUUAAGGGCGUACCAUAUAAUCAUAUCACACAGAACCCUGCAGAGGAAUAUUCCAAAGUGAUUGAUGACAUGCGGGGAUCAACUGUGAUGCAGAAGAUUGAAGCUCUGGUAAGUAAGUUGAGCAACACGAUGACUCAUCGUAGGGAAGAGGCCAGGAAUUGCCCUACCAGACUUGCUCCAUCAAAAGAGAAACAGCUAGUAGAAAAAGCUGUGAAAGCACGCAGUUUGAAUGUUUUGUUCUCGUCCGAAGUGGUUUUUGAGGUUCAUGAUGACUUAACACACGUGGUCAACAUUGGAAACCUGCACUGCACAUGCUUGGAGUGGAAAUUCAGUGGGCUCCCUUGUUGCCAUGCUGUCGCUGUUUUCCUCUCAACUUCCAAAAGUGUGUAUGACUAUUGCCCACAUUGGUUCACAGUUGAAAGCUUCCGUUCUGCGUAUUCUGAGCUCAUAAACCCUAUUUCUGGUAUUGGGAGACCGGUUGAGGAUGAAGUUGAUUAUGAGAGUGCAGAUGUGCAUCCCCCUCUUCCUCCUCGGUUUCCAGCUCAACAAAAAGAAGACACCCCCAAGAUACUAGACUCAAAUAGGAGGACGGUUAUAUGCAGCAAGUGCAAGGAACCUGGACAUAACAAGGCUUCAUGCAAGGCCACUUUAUAGUUCAUACACCUCCCUGAUUAAUUGUUACUGCAUCCUGUACAGCUUCAAUACUUUAUACGAGUAUUUUAUAGGGCUUGCUAGGUUGUGCUUUUAUUGAUAUAGUUAGUAUACGGUGCUGUUAUUUAAGAGGAAACAACUUUAGAUUGCGUCUGCAAAAACCCAUAAUCCAUGUUGUAAUGUCACACUACGUAUAAACACCCUUCUAACCUUUAUUAGUCAGGGGAUGGACCAAUUGUUUUCUUAAUUAAAUACGUAGUAAUAAUGAAUACACCACUCCAUUUUUGUUA